Molecule: messenger RNA, 1218 nt
Organism: Abrus precatorius (Indian licorice)
Lineage: Eukaryota; Viridiplantae; Streptophyta; Magnoliopsida; Fabales; Fabaceae
Product: glycosyltransferase BC10
Exons: 2
Coding region: 1-1218 (405 amino acids)
Cellular component (GO): membrane
Molecular function (GO): glycosyltransferase activity
Source: RefSeq, a predicted model, not a curated record
AUGGAGCAUAAACCAUCUCAGCUAGUUGUUAUGCCAUUUAUUGGUCUCUUAUAUAGGAACCUAAACAAUGUGUGUCAGUUGAUAUUUUUUAUAAUUGGAAUAUCAUUAGGAGUAGUUGCAACUCUAUGCUUUCUGUAUCCAGUGACCUCUCCAAUCACAACAUUGCCUGAUUUGUUUCCACCACCAUUACCAUCGUCACAUCCAUUAUCUUUAACUCUCCCACCACAAUCACCAUCACUGCCAUUGGAAGUAUUUUCUUAUUCAUCAGGAAAUUACAUAAACUCCAACUCUACCAGAGCUUGGUUGAAUAUAUCUCUCAUGCACAACAUGACAGAUCAAGAGUUAUUCCUCAAAGCAACUACGGUUUCAAAGACUCGAGAUUUUUCUAACAAGGCCGUUCCAAAAGUGGCUUUCAUGUUUUUGGCAAAAGGUGCACUCCCUCUGGCACCCUUGUGGGAGAAAUUCUUCAAAGGCCAUGAUGCUUUUUACUCCAUUUACUUGCACCAACAUCCUUCUUUCAAUGAAACCGUGCCUCAAGAUUCUGUGUUCUAUGGAAGAAAAGUACCUAGCCAGGCAGUGUUCUGGGGUACAACAUCAAUGAUAGAUGCUGAGAGACGUCUUCUGGCAAAUGCACUCAUGGACUUGUCCAAUCAACGUUUUGUGCUGCUCUCAGAAUCCUGCAUUCCAUUGUUUGGCUUCAGAACUAUAUUUGAUUAUCUCAUGAACUCAAGCAUGAGCUUCUUAGGCUCAUUUGAUGACCCAAGAAGAGAUGCAAGAGGAAGAUACAGCCCAAAAAUGUGGCCUACAAUUAACCUAACCAAUUGGAGAAAAGGGUCUCAAUGGUUUGAAGUGCAUCGUGAACUUGCCAUUCACAUUGUAUCUGACACCAAAUAUUAUCCUAUAUUUCAGAAGUAUUGUCAUCCACCAUGCUAUGCAGAUGAGCAUUAUUUACCAACUUUUGUGCAUACGAUGUACCCUCAAUUGAACUCCAAUCGUAGCCUUACUUUGGUUGAUUGGUCAAGGCGUGGCCCUCAUCCUAGAACAUUUGGGUGGCAUGAUAUUACAGAUGAGUCUUUAAACCACGUUCGUUUUGGAUCAACAUGUGUUUAUGAUGGCAACCCCACCAACACGUGCUUUCUUUUUGCAAGAAAGUUUCAUCCAAGCGCAUUGAAUCCUUUAUUGCGAGUGUCUCCCUUGUUGUUUGGUGUUGAUACUUAA